Messenger RNA from Caenorhabditis auriculariae, 421 nucleotides. Lineage: Eukaryota; Metazoa; Nematoda; Chromadorea; Rhabditida; Rhabditidae. The record is from the annotation of a GenBank genome assembly.
AUGGAGGGGAAAGACAAAAGAAGUCGCUUGCCAUGGUCUUGGAAAGGCGCUCGGAGAAGUUCUGAGAACGAGGAAAUAAUUGGGGGAGGCGAGAAAGGUCUUCAGGCACCGUGGAAGCGACAUGAAUGCCGAUGAACAAACACUGAGAAGUUGGUGAAUAAUUCAACCGGGAAAAGAGGCACUGGCGGCCAAAAACGAUGAGCCGCCAGCCAAUUAUAGUGGAAAGAAGCCGAUGCUUUCACAGGAGAUGAGAUGUGUUGCCAAGUGUGUGGCUGACAGCCGAGCUCUUAUUGCGCUCCCGGACGUCACCCACGGAUUCUUUCGGGCUGGAAGUUUCUCCUGUUCUGUGGGUGGAAACAUUGAACGUGGAGAGAAGGCGGAGAGCCAAAAGAAUUUGAUUCGUCUGAUUCGCAAUGAUUGA